Ananas comosus (pineapple) is the source of this 1851-nucleotide messenger RNA. RefSeq names its product protein FAR-RED ELONGATED HYPOCOTYL 3-like. The record is from RefSeq and is a predicted model, not a curated record. Gene Ontology annotation, molecular function: zinc ion binding. Gene Ontology annotation, biological process: regulation of DNA-templated transcription. The transcript is spliced from 5 exons. NCBI's taxonomy places the organism in Eukaryota, Viridiplantae, Streptophyta, Magnoliopsida, Poales, Bromeliaceae. The coding region runs from base 217 to 1677 and encodes 486 amino acids.
CUCUCCACUGAAGAUACAGAAUCGUUUGUAUGGCUCUUUCGGAAUUGGUUGUCAUGCAUGUCGGACCGUGCCCCGAAAGCAAUAAUCACAGAUCAAGAUAAAGCGAUGCAAAAUGCUAUCGCACGUGUCUUUCCUAAUACUCGGCAUCGAUAGUGCUUAUGGCACAUAACAAAAAAGAUACCGGAAAAGCUAAGAAGCUAUGGCGAAUAUCAUUCGAUGAAGAGCGUGAUGAUGGAUGCUAUUUAUGAAUCACUGACAGAAAUUGAAUUUGAGGAAAAAUGGAAGAGAAUGAUAGCUUGUUAUGCACUUGAAAAUAAUCAGUGGUUGUCAGGCCUGUACGAGGAAAGACAUAAGUGGAUACCAGCUUAUGUGAAGGAUACAUUUUGGGCUGGAAUGUCCACAACACAGCGUAGCGAAAGUAUGAAUGCAUUUUUUGAUGGGUAUGUGAACUCGAAAACUUCAUUAAAACAAUUCGUUGAGCAAUAUGAAAGCGCAAUAAAAAAUAAAGCUGAAAAAGAAGCAGAAUUAGACUACAAAUCAUUCAGCUCAGUCAUCCCGUGUAUCAGCCGUUAUGCAUUUGAGAAGCAAUUUCAAGAUGUAUACACGAUUACGAAAUUUAGAGAAUUUCAGGCAGAGUUGAAGGAAUUAUUGCAUUGUGAGACCUCCUUAUUGUCUUCGACGGGCAGUGUGUAUUCUUAUCAAGUAAAUGAGUAUGGCGACGGAGGUAAAGAUGUACCCUUCACAGUAUAUUUUGAUGAAGGUACCUCUCUAGUAAGUUGUAUUUGCCGUCUAUUUGAGUAUAAAGGUAUUUUAUGUCGACAUUCAAUUGCCGUCCUAGUUCAUAGGAAGUUGAUGAUUGUCCCAAAUUCGUACAUAUUAACACGUUGGAGGAAGGAUGUCAGACGGAGGUAUACCCGCGUGAAGACAUGGCAUAAGAACUUAGGGAGCACCGCGGAAAUUUAUCGAUAUGAAGAAGUAUGUAGGAAUAUGUAUGACAUUGCAGACAUAGCUGCUGAGUCUGAUGAGAAAUGCGAACUAGCAUUACGUACAUUACGAGAUUUGAAGACGAAAUUAGAAAAUACUUCAUCAUCCAAGGGGAGCAAUGAUAUUGAAUAUUCGCCGAUUGCGGCAACACCUUCGAAUGAUGCGUCGAAUGGUAGAAGUAACGACCAGAGAGUUUUGAGCCCACUACCUGUUCGCAGUAAAGGCCGGCCGCCAAGCAAAAGAAAAGAGUCGACGACCGAUAAAGUUGUACGACGGUUGAAGAUGAAAGGCAAUAAAGAACAGGUUGGGCAACAUUUUUGGGACAGGUUAUUUAACGGUGAAUGUUCCAUCUAUAAUUGUGUCUCAUCAUCACAGUCGGCCUCGUCCCAACAGAGCGUUCAUCUACAAAGUCCUACGAUUAACAAUCCGUCAGCAAGUGACUUACCUUAUGGGAUGGGUGUACAAAGUAGCCGAGACAUCAUCGUUACAACAACGUGGGGCCCUAAAAAUAUAUCCGUAUCAUCACAUCCUAUCAUGUAUCCUUAUAGAGUGGAUAUGCCCCCUCAAUCUACAAAUCAGAAUCUGACCCCUCGGACGCUCAUGCCACACCCAACUCAUUUGCAAGAGUUACAGGAAAAGGAGAUCCCGCAGGAACAUGAAUUGCAGCACGGUGAAAGAGCAUCGCCCACAUGAAAGCAGCAGGCAUUGUAUUAAAUGUACAGUUACAGAUUUAGAAUUGAUCUGUGUUGAACCUCCUUGUUCGUAUGUGUCGAUUUAUAAACAGUGGAUUAACAAUAUUUCCUAUUUGUCUUAUUGCUGUUGUAGCACUGGAUGUAAGAUUGACAACAAUGUAAUGACGUGCCUAUA